Messenger RNA from Thrips palmi, 2996 nucleotides. RefSeq names its product cleft lip and palate transmembrane protein 1-like protein. Gene Ontology annotation, cellular component: membrane; endomembrane system. The transcript is spliced from 12 exons. The coding region runs from base 148 to 1914 and encodes 588 amino acids. NCBI's taxonomy places the organism in Eukaryota, Metazoa, Arthropoda, Insecta, Thysanoptera, Thripidae. The record is from RefSeq and is a predicted model, not a curated record.
GAUGCAGCGGCUGCUAGAUUUGACAUUCGGAAUGCUGCAACUGGAGAAGAGACUUGCGUUCUUCGCAAGGAAGUGAAAAAACCUAAUUACUCACGCGAUUCGCUGUGUUGAAUUUUAUAGACUCGUUAAAUAUCAACACAAGAAAACAUGUUGGUCUACCCAUCAGCAACCACUUUGGUUGUUUCUGUGUUUGUGGUUUAUAUUCUCCAUUGUGUGUGGGUCUUGUCGACUCUGUUCGUACCACCAGAAUGCAAUGACACAGAACCAUGCCUUCGAUCAUCUCUUCUGAGCAGGAACAAAUUAAUGAUUGUUGGCUUCCUGACUGACAAAAAUCUGCGUCUUUAUCCACAACAAGAGCCAAUUUGGAAAGAAGACCUCCAAUUUGACAAACCUGCUGAGUGGACCAGAUCCAUAAAACUUCCGGGCCAUGUUAAAAAGAAUGGAACCCUAUACCUAGCUGUUUUCGUGCUUCCACAAAAGUCAAACCACAUCACUGGAGGAGUCAUAAUGAAUGAAGAUGAGAAGAGCUUGACUCGAAUCAAGCUAACUCAAUUUCAUGUACCAGCCCCUGAAACCUACAACCUUCUUGGCUCAGAGGCAAAAGAAAAUAUUUCAGAAGGAAGGAAAGGCUCUGAAACUACCCAGCAGAAAUCUAAAGUUAAUCAUAUAAAGCGUAAAAUUGCUGUCAAUAUGAUGGCUACUCAUGUCAACCUGCCCAAGUUCAGUCUGCCUCCAGAAAUGCGGCACAUGUUUUCGAUAAACUCUCGACUUCAGUACUUGCCACCUCUCCAGCAUAAUUUCAUGGCUACCCGCCUUAAGGAUUUAAAAGAAAUCAAGCCUGAUUUGGAUAGUGUUGAUAUAACACUGGCAUAUUCACCUACUUCAUUUGGAAAAAUGAGGUUUUUACUUCACAUGGAGACUUCUAUGAUGUCACUGAAGACCAUGGGGUUCUCAGACAAAGACCUAGAUGAUAUCAAGGGUAUUUUUGAGGACACAAACAUGUAUCUUUUGUUGGUUACUGUAGUUGUAGCCUCUGCUCAUCUUGUUCUGGACUUCUUGGCAUUGAGACAUGAUAUUAACUACUGGAAAACAAGAACUGACUUGAGUGGUGUGUCUGGACGCUCUGUGCUAUGGCGAGCAUUCAGCCAAAGUGUUGUCUUUCUGUAUUUGCUGGAUGAGAAAACAUCCUUGCUCGUUCUUGUGCCAUCUGGCUUAAACACAUUACUUGAGAUGUGGAAAGUGAAGAAGGUGGUAGACAUUGUGCGGCAACCAACAAGGUGGGGCUUUCCACUGUACUCCGUACAGUUGAAGCGGUCUUCACAAGGGGAGCAGCUUACUCAAAAACUGGAUGCUCAAGCCAUGAAGUACCUCAUGUACUUGCUGUAUCCCUUAUGUGUAGUUGGGGCAAUUUAUUCUCUCAUCUACGAGCCUCACAGAGGAUGGUAUUCUUGGACUGUUCAUAGUAUGGUGAAUGGUGUUUAUGCAUUUGGAUUCCUUUUCAUGCUACCACAGCUGUUUAUAAACUAUCAUUUGAAAUCAGUGGCUCACAUCCCAUGGCGUUCCUUCAUGUACAAAGCCAUCAACACUUUCAUUGAUGACAUCUUUGCUUUCAUAAUUACAAUGCCUAUGUCCCAUCGUGUUGCGUGCUUCCGAGAUGAUGUUGUAUUUAUUAUUUACCUGUAUCAACGCUGGUUGUACCCUGUUGACUCAUCUCGCAUUGAAGAAGGUAGUGUGGGAGAAAGAAAUCAACAGAGUCAAUCGAUUAUUAAUGAAACUGGGCAGGAGCGCAAUGCUGUGGAGAAACAAGAACAAAAUGGGGACAAGCCUGGUAAGUCAGGGGGUCCCUCUAAUGAGCAAACCAAGAAAACAGCCAAUGACAGAUCCAAAUCUACCAAGAGCAAAAAGAAUGACUGAAAGUGGCUUUCAGACCUCUUUUUAUGCAUGCAGGCUGUGUAAGAUCUCAAUGAAAUGUGACUUCCUUAUUUAAGUACAGGUUUUGGGUCGGAAUUCGACCUCAUACUAGAGAGAGUACCCUAAGGGAUUAUUUGGUUUAUUGUUAUUACUGUUUUGUUUCUGUGCAAAGUAUGUUUUGUGUGAGACAACACUGUAUUAGAUUAGAGGUGAUAAUAUGUAUUGAUUAUUCCUAGUGGGCCGCCUUCAUCUUCCAUGGAGCACUGAGUGUGUAUCCUGAUGUGUUCAGCAUCUCUAUAGUGCUAUUCCAAUGUGCAAUGGUUUGUGACAUUCUGGGUCAUUUUACUUUGAAGCACUGUGUUCGUUCUUGUGAUACCAGUAGGGUGUCUUUUUUAUGACACAUACCUAAGUUUCAAAUAUUUAUUUGAAUAUUAAGUUAAAUUUUUUUUUAAAGUUUACACUUUUGUAUUGAUUGCAUUCCAAAUGUCUACCUUUGGGUUUUAGGUAAUGAAAUGUUUUAUGAAGUGUAUUAGUUCUCUUGUUGCUCUAAUAAUUGUUGGUUGUUUACUGUGUAUUUAUAAAAAUUUACCUUAAAAUUGUUAACUUAAUGCUUUGAUUUAUUAGAAAAUUACCAUCAAUCUAUUUAAAAGUACAUUUGUACUGUUUGCAUUGACUUGUACUAGAAAAGUUUCCUCUGUUGCUGUUUCUUGCAUUGACUCUAUUUAUGAUUGUUCAAGUUAAAGAGUGAUGACAUGAUAUUUUAAAUGUUUGGAGACUUGCUGAGUUAUGUAUCAAAGUGUUGCAUAAUUUAUUAUACUUUGCCACAAAACCACAGUUUGUGGGUAUCUGUUAAAUUCUUUUUGUGCCCACCGAAAUUUUUUAUUUGACUUGUGAUUUUAUCAAUCUGUUUUUAAUGUUAUUAAUUUGUUGAGCUGUUUCAGUUAUAAUUGUUCUAGUUUUGAUUUUCUAUUGUUUAAUGGAAGUUGAGAAUAGUAUUAAUGUUCAGAAAUCUAUGACAUAAAAUGUACAAAUCAGGUUAAAAUUCUUCAGCAUUCAAAAUUUUAAUAAAAAACCCUUAGUUUGCA